AUAAUAAAACAUACAAAAUAUCAAAUCAGAAUUCUUUUAACUAACGUAAGGGAGUACUAAUUAAUAGAAGUAUGAACUAUGAAGCGAGGGAUAGUGCUUUAUAAGGCUUUGAUUGAUAUUUUCUAAUUUUCUAACCGAACACAGAAAAUUUAGUAGCCAUCAUCAGCACUGCAGAAGGAUCAUAUUGACCCAUUUCAUCGAAACCGAACUUACACGGCCGAUUGAAUUGCAGCAAAGGUGAAACAAAUAGUAAUGAAAAAUCCUCCAAUCAUCAAACAAAUUUCAGAAUCCUUCAUCAUGCCAAAUCUCAAUGAAUUAAAUGAUGUAAAAGAUCCAUACUUUCUAGCACCUGGUGAUCUUGCUAUGCUCUCAGCUCAUUACAUUCAAAAGGGUCUUCUGUUCUACAAACCUUCAACAAGGAUUGAAGAAUUCAGCAUUGAAAUUUUCUUAGAAAAGCUCAGAGAUUCACUUUCAAGAACUCUUGUUCUUUUCUAUCCUUUAGUAGGACAACUUACUACAAAGAUAAAUGAUGAUGAGCAUACUUGUUUGAUCUAUGUUGACUGUAAGAAGGGUCCUGGUGUUAGAUUUGUACAUGCUACUGUGGAUUUGGCUGUUGAUGAUAUUUUGUCUCCCACAGAUGUACAACCGAUUACGAAAUUGUUUUUUGAUCAUCAUAAGGCUGUGAAUCAUGAUGGGCAUUCUAGCCCGUUGUUAUCUGUUCAGGUAACAGAGCUUGAAGAUGGGGUUUUUAUUGGCUGUUCGAUGAAUCAUGCAGUAGGAGAUGGAACUUCUUACUGGAAUUUCUGGAAUACAUGGUCAAAGAUACAUCAGCAACAUAGUACAACUUUGAGCCUACCCGUUCUUGAACGUUGGUUCCCUGAAGGACAUGGUCCGCGGAUUAUCCUUCCAUUUACUCGUACCGAUGAAUUCAUUACCCGAUUUGAAGCGCCUCAAUUGAGGGAAAGAAUCUUCCAUUUCUCGUCCGACUCAAUUUCGGAGCUCAAAAAGAAGGCGAAUAGAGAGGCUGGCGAACCACAAAAGGAGAUCUCAUCGUUGCAAGCAUUGUCUGCACUAGUAUGGCGGGCAAUCACCAGAUCACGGUGUCUAGCUCCUGAUGAAAGAACUGUCUGUUCGUUGGAUGCUAAUCUUAGGCAGAGGUUAAACCCUCGAUUGCCACACGGUUAUUUUGGGACUGCGAUUUGGGUGGCGAAAGCUGCUGCAACGACUGAUCAAGUGCUUGGAAACAAUUUAGGAUGGACAGCUUUAUUGCUGCAGAAAGCGGUCUUGGAGCUCACCAAUCAAACAGUGAGAAAUGUAUUUGAAUCAUGGAUGCAGUCGCCGUUUGUCUAUCAAAUUGAGAAAUUCUUCGAGCCAAACAGUAUAGUGAUUGGAAGUUCCCCAAGAUUUGAUAUGUAUGGCAAUGAUUUUGGUAUAGGGAAACCGGUUGCUGUUCGAAGUGGGUAUGCUAACAAGUUUCCAGGAAAAGUGACUACUUAUCCCGGGAGAGAAGGAGGAAGAAGUGUCGAUUUAGAAAUAUGUUUACCGCCUGAUGAAAUUAGUGUUCUUGAAUCAGACAAAGAGUUCAUUGCUAUGACAGUUGAGGGCUUGCAUGUUUAGCAGAGUCUGGACCAAGAAAAUUCAGGUUAGUUCCUUGCAAGAAAAUAAGUUUAUCUGAAACCUCGAUGAUCAUUCCGACAUGAUUUCAUAAUAAAAUGUUAUUUUGUAAAGAUGAGAAUACGAUAAAACGUUAGUAGAGAUAGUAAAAUUGCAGAAUAAUGUAAAGAAGUACAAACUUUCGAGAGGGUUGUUCUGUCUCAAAUCUCAAUUGAGUAAUAGAAACCGAUACAAAAUACUGACGAAUGUGAUACUUGAUCAUUUCUCUA
Molecule: messenger RNA, 1883 nt
Organism: Amaranthus tricolor (Joseph's coat)
Lineage: Eukaryota; Viridiplantae; Streptophyta; Magnoliopsida; Caryophyllales; Amaranthaceae
Exons: 3
Coding region: 253-1617 (454 amino acids)
Source: RefSeq, a predicted model, not a curated record